This is a messenger RNA of Diuraphis noxia (Russian wheat aphid), 4009 nucleotides long. Its product is annotated as aryl hydrocarbon receptor spineless. Gene Ontology annotation, biological process: xenobiotic metabolic process; regulation of transcription by RNA polymerase II; response to xenobiotic stimulus. NCBI's taxonomy places the organism in Eukaryota, Metazoa, Arthropoda, Insecta, Hemiptera, Aphididae. The record is from RefSeq and is a predicted model, not a curated record. Gene Ontology annotation, cellular component: nucleus; aryl hydrocarbon receptor complex. Gene Ontology annotation, molecular function: transcription cis-regulatory region binding; nuclear receptor activity; protein dimerization activity.
UUCGCUUAAAAACUACAUCGCGCGUAGGUAUAAUGUUCGUACACGUAAGGAAUAUACAGGUAGUUGCUGCGUUACUAUGCACAAGUCCAAAGAAGAACAAGCCAAUAUUACCAACUCCCAGUAUCAGCGUUCCAGGACGUGUCCGGAGCCACAUCAUUUGUAUUUGGACGGAGACAUGUUCUUACAAGCAUUAAACGGCUUUUUGGUGAUGCUCACCUGUGACGGGGAGGUUUUCUUUGCGACACAUACCAUAGAAAAUUACCUUGGCUUCCAUCAGUCCGACAUUGUUCACCAGUCAGUUUACGAACUAGUGCAUUCCGAGGACCGAGAGGAGUUGCAGAGACAGCUCAUGUGGAAUUCUGCCAUACCCACGGAACCGGGGUCGCCGUCUCCGUCCAUCACAUUGCACGAGGCCUUGCACCCGGAUAACGGCCGUCUGUUGCAACGUAGUUUCACCAUCCGUUUCCGGUGUCUGUUGGACAACACUUCCGGUUUUUUGAGACUAGACGUCCGUGGAAGGAUAAAAGUAAUUCAUGGCCAAAACCGCAAGUCAGAYGAACCACCACCAUUGGGCCUUUUCGCGCUAUGCACGCCGUUUGGCCCACCGUCUUUACUUGAAAUACCGCACAAGGAAGUCAUGUUUAAGAGUAAACAUAAAUURGAUCUCAGCCUAGUGUCUAUGGACCAAAGAGGCAAGUUAUUAUUAGGUUAUUGUGAUUCCGAACUCGCCAAUAUGGGAGGAUAUGACUUAGUCCAUUAUGACGAUUUAGCGUACGUGGCCAGCGCCCAUCAAGAAUUGUUAAAGACUGGAGCAUCGGGAAUGAUUGCCUAUAGGGUUCAGACCAAACCGGGCACGUGGCAAUGGCUACAGACUAGUUCUAGACUAGUUUAUAAAAACUCAAAACCUGACUUUGUGAUAGGCACGCACAGACCUUUGAUGGAAGAAGAAGGCCGCGAUCUGUUGGGUAAGCGGACCAUGGAUUUUAAGGUCAGUUACUUGGACGCGGGACUGACGAAUAGUUACUUCAGCGAUUCGGAACAGCUGUCCGGCUCGUUGACGACGUCCACCACCGCGACGUCCACCACCGGCGCCGGAACAACCGGGUCGCCCGGUCAAACGCAACCGUCGCAGCCUAGACGCCGAUACAAAACGCACCUACGAGACUUUCUGUCUACAUGCCGGACGAAACGGAAACUGUCGGCGAGCACCGCGACUCCGGCACCGACUGUGGCGGCAACCGUGGCCAUCGAUUAUCCGGCGGCCGUUCAGGCACCUUCGGCGCACACGGCACCGCCGCCAACCGCCGACGUCCUUUACACGAACUUAAACACGGCGGCGCUGUAUUCGGCCGGACCGUACAAUGGGGCAGUUGUCGCUGAUAACGGUGGAUACCACCAGACGAAUUUCCAUCAGACCCUCUACGACACUCGAAUACCGUACCUGACGGCCACAGACAACCUGUUCCAAUAUAGGCCUUUGGGCAACUACUACACCGAAUACCAUACACCGGCCACUACACCAUACAUGGGCAAUGGAUUUUUAGACAUUAGUCCCAGGGGACCCGUACAGUGUGGUCUGCCCACAUACGAUCAGCUGACCACGGUGACUGUGGGUGGCAGGGAAUGCGGAGACAAGUUGUACGGAUCGCCACCAGUGGUGUCGAUGGAUCAUCACCAACAACAACAGCAGCAGCAGCAGCAGCACCUACACCACCACCAUCACCACCACCAGCAGCAGCAGCAGCAACAACAGAGCGGCGAAGACAACAUAGGAAAAUGUCAUAUGGACACCUCUACAGCCGCCGCCGCCGGUUUACCGUACCUGAUACCAUUGUGCGACGUUCAGUUCCGCACGAAGAGCUCCUCGCCACCGGUGCCGAAUGGUCUGAAAAUCGAAGACUCAAAAUCUGAGUACGGAAUGCAAUCGUCUGAUUCGGAUGUCCCCAGGCAAACGGUACUCAUGUGGGGCACGUGUGUUGGGGACUCUUCGUCGUCGUCGCCGCCCAACCAAUCGCCGGGCGGCGGCGGCAACGGUGUUAAUAAUAGUAACGGAGGCGGCGGCGGCGGCGUUGGCGGCGGUGUUAAUGGCAGUGGCAGUGGAACGGGAGGAGGUGGUGCUGGUUGUGCUAACGGUGGUGCUGGUGGUGGUGCCAGCGUUACUGGGAAUGUAGGUAGUGGUAGUGCCGGUGGUGACAGUGGUGGUGAUCCGAGGACGUCACCACARAUCAACGGCCAUCCACCGUCGCCGUACGUGCAGCGGAAGAAAAUGUCACCACCCGCGCCGCAACAGCCACCAACCGGAAGUCCAUCCGACCAGCUUUGCAAGUCACAUCUACAAUCGGACAUGCCAGACACACCGCCAAGCCCGACGGCAGCGGCCGCAGCAGCGGCAGCCGCGUACGCUAACCACCAUCACUACCAUCACCAAAACCAGUAUCAUCACCACCAUCAUCAUCAGCAGCAUCAUCUGACCGGGGGCCCUGAGGUAUGGACACCCCCGCACGCGCACCCACCACCAMCACCACCUCCACCGCACCACUUCUAUGCUUAUCACCACCACCACAGCAGCAGCAACAGCAACAGCAACAACAACAACAACAACAMCACCACCAUCACCACCUCCACCACCAACAGCAGCACCAGCAGCAGCAGCAGCAGCAGCAGCAACAGCAGCARCAGCAGCAGCAGCAGCAUGGUCGAUGCCUAUCAUCACGAUCCGUACCACCACAACAACUACUAUCAUCUGUACAAUCCCACUGCUCACCACCAAACCGCUGUAAUGCCGGCCCCGGCUCAGUACCCGAGUCCGUCUCAGUCGCGGUUAAAUCACAGGACUGCAGUCCUCUGUUGUCCAUCUCGGAGGUGACCAACACGCUGUUAAACCAGUAAUAUUAACAAUGGAAAUGCGCGUACCAACCGACUCGUUUUAUUAAUAAAAUAUUAAUAUAUUAUAUACAGCCGUUUGUCACACGUCUUUUUAUAUUAUGUAGGUAACCAAGUUGUCCAUAUUAUGUAUAAGUUCUAAGCAGGACCGUAUUAGUAAAGCAUAGCUUUUCAACGAUAUACCACUUGAGUCGUAUUCGGAAGAAAGGUUUUUUAUUGCGCGACGAGAGUGAUAUUAUCGCGGGGAAGCAACGAUAUGUACUUAUCAUAUUAUUUACGGCGGUAACAAACGGGUUUCUGACACUCUACACAACGUAGGUACGCCCAUAGACAUAUUUAAACAACUUGAUGGCCGACUUUGAAGUUAAAUCGCCAUAUGCCUAAACGGCAAUGUUUACAUUUUUAUGUGAUAACAAUAUUUGAUAACAACAAAAAUGUGUUUACAACUCGGUAGAAAAUAGUAAUUUAUAAUGGUUUUUUCCGUUAUCAAUAUCGUGUUAUCACAUAAAAAUGUAAACAUUGCCGUUUAGGCAAAUGGCGGACAAACUUCAAAAUUCUGUACAGUAUUUGGGGAUAGUCGGCUAUCUAGUUGUUUAUAUAUGGUCGAAGGGAACACCUCUAUUAUAUUACUGAUUUCGUCGUUGGUUCGGCCCACAAUAUUAUGUUGAUUUUAUUAUUAUUCAAAUAAAAUAUUAUAUCAUUUAUUACUCACUAAAUGAUAUCAUCAUGAAAAUAAUUUCUUACUUUAUAUUUCUCUCCAGACUUUUGCUCUUCUAUUUUAAUAUUAUGUAAUUCAUUGCACAAAAACUGAUUAUUAUCAAAACAUGUUUUCGUAUAAACCACUCCCUUAUAUUAUAUUUAAAACUUGUAUUUUUUUCAUUGUAAAAUCGAUUUAUUUUAGUUUUUAUGGUUUGUUUCUGUGAUACGAAUAGGCUACAAUAAUGAUAUUGUAAUUUUUGUGAAACUAUUCGCGCUGUGUUUCGUAGACGUAACCUAGUUUGUAUUUUUACAGUAAUAAUUAUUUUCGAUCGCUUCGACAUGUAAAGUUUUUUCUUAUUGGACAGAUCAUAAGAUUAUACAUUAUAAUAUAUACAUGUAUACCAUAUACAUUACAUUGCUUGUAAAA